AACGAAACAAACGAGAUCGCUGCUAAGACAGACCGCGAAAUUUGUGUGUAUGAGAAAAAAAGGGCCAUAGAAUUAUAUUUUUUUUUAUCGUGUCCGGAUAAAAAGUUUUAACAGGAAGAUUCCAUAAAUUAUUUCUUCCGUUUACUUGUACUGUAUAUUUGCAAUUGCUGCAAAUGAGCGCGCGAAUUUAGCAUAAAAAAAAUUUCCAUAUUAGAUGGAGGAGGCAGGAAAAUAAUGAAAUUAAGGAAGAGAAAGAAAAAGUGAAAAAGAGUCAAAUUUAUAACGUUUCUUGUGAACUUUUUUGUCUUUACUUUGUGCCUCUCGUGUUCCUUGAAAAAUUAUACGUAAUAUUUUCUUUUCUUCCGCAAAAAGAAGCUAAAAGAAUUUUCACGAGAAAAAUAAAUACAACGAAAAUAAAUAAAAUAAAAAUAAAGAAAAAACACAGAAGAGAAUACAGCGCGAAAGAGUGAUCUGUUUGUGGUUCAGUCACCUGAAAUAUAUUUUGCUCUCUCUCAUCACUAAUAAGCUACCUCCGUCUCAUUGUGGUGCCAUAAUAUUUUGUAGUGAUGCUAUUUAUCUUGUGAAGAAGAGAAAACAACACAUACAGCAGUUUAUGACACAUCAAAGGAGAGCAUAGAAUACUUUUUGCCUUUAACUUUUUGGUAUGCUUGCACCAAUCAAAUAUUGACUGACUCAGUGCUUAUGAUAGCACAACGUGUUGAUAUCAGAAAGUUUUCUAUUUCAUUAUUCAGCACAAAACAGAAAAAAAAAGUUGACUGGAUUGAAAAAUAUUUUGCUAUUCAUCAUCCAUAGAAAGAGAGUGAGUGUGUGUGUACAGCGGUGGAUGAGAAUAAAUUUGUAAAAAAAAGUGUAAAAAAAUCCUCAUUAAAUGUGAAAAAUAUGCAGAUGUGUAAGGAAAAGGAUGAGUGAAUUAAACGUCAUAAACGUGCAACGAAUGUGAAGAUAAAUCCUCGAGUCAUAUCACACAUGACAUACAUUCUUUAUCAUCACGUUGGAAUAAAAAUUUCAAUAUCAAAAGGAAAAAAAUGCUGUGAGAAUGAAAAAAAAAGAAGAUCAUUGCAAGCAUGUGAAAAAGUCGAGUGUAUUGAAUUUUAGCAUCACAGAUAUAUUUUUUAAUGAAUUGCAGCAGAAACAAAUGUGAAAAAAAAAUUUAUUAUUAAAAAAAAAUUCUUUCGAUUUUCAAUAAGUGAAGCCAGAAAAAAAAAUAAAAAAAAAUACAUAAAAAUUCACGAAGCGAGAAAAUAAUUCUCUCUAUUUCCAUCGCACUCUUCUGCCCCGGCAUUCAUUCAAGCACGUCAAUAAUUUCAAUUAAAUCAUAAUAAUAAUAAUGAAAUUUUUCCUAUCCAACGUCGCCAUUAUCGUUAUAUUUUUCAUUAUUUCAAAUUCCAACAUUAUUUGCACAGAAAAAUUUCACAAUGAUUCAAUACCGGCGGCAGCAUCGCAUGACUCAUACACGUCACACACUUCAAAUGAAAAUAUUUCAUUUCCACAUUUAAUUCUCUCGAUGCUAUUGUCGCACACGCAAAAUGAUGUAUUAUUAGCUGAUGCCGGUGAUGAACGUGCAACAGAUGCAAAAUUAUUUCAAAAAAGAAGUUCCUCGUCGUUUCUUCCGCCGUCAUCUGCCUCAUCGCAUGGCAGUGGAUAUCAGAGUUCAUCAAAUCGAAAUUAUUUUCGUGAUCUGUUGGCUCGCAAUAAUGAUGGGAAUCUUGAUAAUGAGAAUGUACUUGAAUCAUCAUAUUCUAGUUAUCGACCAAACCGAAAGCAAUCGGAAAUUCAUAGUGGAAUGCCAUUCCGUUAUACACGUGAAGUUCAAGUUAAGCAAGGACGACUUGUGGGUAUUGUACGUGAAAUGACUACACAAUCACGCCUUAAAAAUGUUGAUCAAUUUCUUGGCAUUCCGUAUGCUGAAGCGCCAGUUGGCUCUGGGAGAUUUAUGCCUCCAUCAUCGCCUCUACCUUGGCAAGGUAUCAAAUAUGCCAAUAAGCUUGAAAAUGUCUGUCCACAAAAGCUUCCGAAUCUUGCGGACUCGGGUGGAUAUAAUAAAGGCAGAUACGAUCAAAUCAAGAAAAUCAUGCCAUUCCUUAAAAGUGAAAGUGAGGACUGUCUAUACUUAAAUUUAUAUGUCACUAGUUUCGAUGACAGCAGUCCACAGCUACGAAAUUAUCCAGUCAUUGUUUUUCUGCAUGAAUCAUUCGAAUGGAACUCGGGCAAUCCUUAUGAUGGCUCAAUUUUAGCUAGCUAUGGGCAAGUUAUUGUUAUCACAUUAAACUAUCGACUCGGAGCCUUGGGUUUCCUCAAGCCGGGAUUAAAUGAUCAAACUGUAGCAAAUUUUGGCCUUCUCGAUAUCAUUGCUGCACUCCAGUGGAUAAAGGAGAAUAUCGAAUCAUUUGGUGGCAAUAAAAAUUCAGUAACCCUUUUAGGCUAUAAUCAUGGAGCUAUUUUUGCAAAUUUCCUCAUGAUUUCACCCGUUGCGAAAGGUUUAUUUCAUCGAACAAUUCUAAUGUCCGGAUCAGCUCUUGCAGAUUGGGCAUUAAAUUAUAAUCCACAACAGAUUACAUUACAAGUUGCGAGAAAGCUUAAUUGUCCCAUUGAAGAUACACAAUUAGGCGAUUGCUUGCGUGCAAAAUCAUAUCGAGAGAUUAUGAACGUUAGUGUGACAGCACCUGAAUUUACAACUAUUUUUGGACCGAUUGUUGAUGGUCUAGUGGUGCCGAGUGAUCCGCAUCAAGUCAUGGCACACAGUGAAUCAUUCGGACAGUUUGACUUACUUCUUGGUAUGUCUGAGCUCGAGUCAUUUAAUAUUCUGGGACGCGAUGCCAUAAAUAAUGGAAUCGCUCAAGUCGACCGUGACCAUAAUAUAAGAAAAUAUUUGGCAAAUCGCUUCGAUAAGCGUCUUGAAGUCGCAUUUCUAUCAACAUUGAAAGAGUACAGCAAUACAUUUUUAAAGUCAAAAUCGAUGUCAUUUCAUGAUCAUCGUGAUAUGUUGUUGGAAAUUCUAUCGGAUGCAAGAGUAACCGCUCCAUUGAUACAAACAGGAAUUUAUCUAUCGAGACGUAAUCCAAAAUGCUACAUGUACGUAUUUGCUCAUAAUGCCGAAGCGGGUGAACACGCAACGAUAUCACAAUCAAUUCAUGGAGAGGAUUUGCCAUUUGUUUUUGGUGCGCCAUUGGGUAAUGCGGGUCCAUUUCAAACAUCAUAUAAUGCGGAAGAGCGUCUGUUAUCAGAAGCAGUCAUGAGAUAUUUUUCGAAUUUUGCUAAAACAGGAAAUCCAACUCAUCCAUGGAAUCGACGAUUUUAUAACUUGAAUCCAAUUGAUUGGGAUAAAUAUGAUGUUGAUUGGCAAGAGUUUAAUGAGAUCAAUCAGAAUUAUUUACAUUUGAGUACGCAGCCAAUUGUAAGUCAACGAUAUAGACACAAAUAUACAAAAUAUUGGAAUGAUGGACUGAUAGAGACAAUGCGUAAUGCAAAUAGUCAAUUUGGAGCCAUCAACAACAACAAUAAUAAUUAUGGUAAAAUCUCAAGUGGCCCAGCUACGCCAAAAAUCCUCUCAUCAAUGCCAACAGGCCAGGUAAUAAGCAUGUAUCCAAUUAAGGUUGAAAUUGAAAAUCCACCAACGGAAGAUCCCAUCAGAGAAUUAAUGUAUCGUUUGCAGCAUAACAAAGACCCACAAUAUGCAAUGUCGACACGUGGACAGACUUAUGGAUCUGCCUUUACAUCAACAGCAACAGAAUCAAUAAAUUAUGAGCAAAUAUCAAGCGAUAGAAAUGAUAUUUUUCCCACAGAAGCGACCACAAUGUACCUGUUGAUAAGCAUCAUCGUGACAUUCCUCCUGAUCAAUCUCGUUGGACUCUUUGUCUAUUUAUAUCGACGACAUAAAAGAUUGAAUCGAAAGUAUGACAAUAAGAAUAUUUUUGAUGCAGUUAGCGAUGACAAACGAUCAAAAUUUAAUGACACUGACGACAGCUUCAUUCUUGAUAUAUUGCGGAAAUCCAGUAAUAAUACAUACGAGUCAGUAAAACGUCACUCACCGAUAAAUGGAUAUGCAAUCAAUCGACAAACGAGCACCAGUACUGUCGAUACUCAUUCGAAAGUGAAUGAUUGGAUAUCCAAUGAAAUUACAAAUUAUAGUCCGAGACUUAAUGGCAUUUUACAUUCACAGCAGAGCUCAUUCACAUCUGGAAGUGAGAAGAAGAAAGUCAGUGUUGCAAUUGAUGCAACGCCGCAAGCUAGAAGCAACAGUAUCUUGAGACAAGAGCCGAUAGAAUUAACAAAGCUAAAGUCACUCGACUAUGCUGGUAAAAUAAUUUGCCAGGAGGUAGACAUGGAUGUAACAAUGAUUGAUGAGAUUCCGUUCAGGAAAAUUUACAACAAUGACAGUAUUGACGAGAGAAAUGAGAGUGAUUCGAGCUCCUGCUCAUGCUCAACAUUCUCACAUUGUGAAGAGUGUGUGAAUGAUAUUAAUCGACAGCAUUCAAUGGAACCGAUGAGGAUGCCAUAUCAUCUUAUGCACGGUAAUCCACAGGAAGAGAUUAUGACUAGCUUUAUUGAUGUUCCAUUGCCAAUGCAUAACAAUAUUAAUGUAACAUGUCGUGAUUCUCCAGUAUUAUCAGGCACACCAUUAUCACCGGAAGAAUCUUUAAAAGCCAUUCAGAAAAUGAAUUGUCCGAAAGUGUUGCCAAACUAUCCCGACAAUGUGCAACUUAAUGAUGUCACAAAACGACGCUCAUUACAAGUUCCACCACAAUAUUAUCAGAUUCAUGAUGAUAAUAAUGGAAAUACAUGGGAUAUGUACGAUAAUAGACAGUCGUCCUUUACACGACCUGAACCACCGCCAAGAUUAUCAUCGACAUUAGGUAGACGACAAUCACGUAAUGAAGAUCGAUCAAGUUAUUUUAUGACAAAGCCGUUAAAGGCUGAGGAGCCACCGCCAUCAAUGGAGUCAUUAAUUCCGAUUGAAACGACACAAUCAACUUUAAUAGUUGGUCCAAUAAUUCCAAAAUCUGAAAAUAUCUACAUGACAAUGCAACGAAAAAAGUCAAUUAGUCGACAAAAUUCCACUUCAUCUUCAUCGUAUGAUGACAAUAAGCCACAACAUGAUGAGUCAUCCAACUAUGUUAGUUGUGAUGUCGAUGUUGAUAAUAAUAAGAAGGAUGAAAAAUUUGACGAGGCACCAUUGUACGCUGAAAUAAUUAAAAAUUCUCGUGUACAAACACCACAAGAUGGAAUCUACUCGAUAACGACGAAUGCGAGUUGUGGAAAUAAACACCUCGAGCGCAAAUCAUCAGCAAAUUCCCAGGAAAGUAAUUCAUCGACAUCAUCCUCAUCCGAGUCGAGUACAGGGACAAUAAAGAAAAUUAAUUAAAAGGAUUAGUGUACAGGGGAUUACUUAUUAUAUAUAGAUAACAUUUUAGAUAGCUCGUAGGAUAUACACAAGCAAUGCAAGCGAAAAUAUGAGGAUACCAAAUCAGCAAUAAACAAAUACAAUAUCUCGUCGACAUCCAUCUCUCUUGACUCAAAUAAUGUGGUGGGGUUCGUUUACUUAUUAGGGUUGUGAAUUAGAGUUGAAGAGAUAGAAGGGAAAAGGGUCAAUUUGAUAUUUUGUAACAUUUAAAAUAAAUGUUUACAGUUGUUUCAUAUUAUUACAAGGGGCGCAGGGGAUGAGGGGUCAAUAAAUAAAUGACUAGCUGACA
Messenger RNA from Chironomus riparius, 5711 nucleotides. The record is from the annotation of a GenBank genome assembly. Lineage: Eukaryota; Metazoa; Arthropoda; Insecta; Diptera; Chironomidae.